GUCACGUGACCUAACUGGGAAUUCUGUCAUGUGAUGGUACCGUUUGCAGCGAAGUGCUUUACAGUCAACAGACGAGAAAACCAAAAAAGCGCUUCAGAGACGAAAAGCACCCACAAAGAAGAGAUUAAACCUGCUUGACGGCGGUCAUGGGGUGCUGUUUCAGCAGCGAUAGCGAAACGUCGGAGCAGAACGAAGAGGUGAAGCCAUUGAUUCCUGACCCAAACUUAGACAGAAAACCCACCAAUGGCUCAGAGCGAAACGCAGACAGCCUGCCGUCCAACCGUACAGAUGAACAGGCCCUGCUCACAACCAUCCUCCAGCGGACUGCUCUGAAUAUAAUCGAUGUGUCUGCUGUUGAUUCUCAAGGCAUGGAGCAACAUGAAUACAUGGACCGAGCCAGACAGUACAGCACCAAACUGGAGGUGUUGAGCAGAACGCUGUCUCAAAAGAAGCCUGUUCCUCUCCCGUCACUGACCAGUCAACCUCACCAGGUGCUCGCCGCUGACCUGGUCCCCCACGCAGACGUACAGCAGGUUUCUAAGAUCGCUGCGUACGCCUACAGCGCCAUCUCACAAAUCAAAGUAGAUGCCAAGGAAGAGCUGGUGGUACAGUUUGCUAUACCAUGAUUCAAAAGAUGGACCUCCUUCCUCCCCAGUUCCACUGUUUUUCUCUCUUUCUAGCCCUUUCACUUCUCCCAAACUUCUUGAGAUGCAGACGCUCGUGUCUUUAUUCUCUGAAGGCCCUGCAGAUAAAUAUAAUUCACCCCAAACAGAGCUCCUUGAGUAAAUCACGUCGUCCCAGAGGGUAGAAACAUCUGAUCUACUAUCUUUGCUUUGACGAGUUUUUCAUGCAUUAAUCGAAUCCGUUUUCACCAAAACUCAGCGGCGUCCAGCUGCUACGAUUGCUCGGGUGAGCUUUUGUUUAGUUUUAUCCGUUCUUAUUAAUUCUUCUUCUCUUGGCUUUUCAGUUUCCUGAUCAUUUGGAGAUUGUUAAACCAAGGAGCACAUCCAGACUUAUCAAUUAUUGUACUAAAGUGAAUUGUAUAUUUUCUCCGUUUGCCUGGGUCAUCUUAACACACAGGUUAUGGUGGAUUCUCCUGUAGUGUUCUUCAAUCACUGUGGUUCGUUAUUUCUAAUUCAUUCUCAUAAUUGUAUGCACUGAGAUUGGGAUCCAGAGUGGGAUGCAUAAUACUUCUGUCUAACCAGAGUAGCAUGCAUGUAAUAUCGCAUUAACCUUCUUAUUUUAUUAUUCUCUAUAUAACUAAUUUGCUUUGUGUGGCUGUUUUUCAACUGUUUCAGAUGUGAGUCUAUCACUGUUAACCACCCAAAAACGGAAAGCAUAUGAUGUCCUGCAACUUUAGACAUAAUUUUGUGUCAUUUCCCCAAAUCGUUUACCUCUAUUUGACAAUAAACCAUCAGGUUGGAUGCCAUAUUGAAUUUUUACGCAGAUGAUGAUAAAGCUGUGAUGGACAGACUCACCUUACAGUCUUUACAAUAGCACUCACUGGAUACAAAUCAUAUAAAGUCACAACUCUUCAAGAGUUUCUGUCUCCUGAAAGUUUUCUUGGGACAAUCCAUUCAAUGCACUAUGCUUCAGUCCCUCACAGCCUCAUUUUCAUUCCAGUUAAAAAUUAAACAUGGCACUCCUCUCACGAAGGUCUACAUCACAAGCAUACGUAGAUCAGUGAGCUGUAUGCAGCUUUUAUGGUGGAUGGUAAAUAUCCUGGGAUGUAUCAGAAGUUUAAUUGCUUUUAACGGAAGAGAAAGUGUUUCUCUUACCGUGCACCUUUCCUAUAAUCCUCAAAUGGUCAUGCAGUUGUAAUGAAAAUGGCAAAACCCGGUUAAACCGAGCCAGAACAGCGUGGCCUGUCUAACAAAUAAACAUAAUGUCAACUCCGAAUGUUUGGGAUGGGAAGGCGGCUUGGAAGUGAUUCGGUUUGUAAAUGAUGUUUUGUGUCAAUGCCUUUAAUGUACAGAGUGUAAAAUGAUUCGAGAUGAAUGAUUAAUACGUGUGUAGCGGGAAGUGUAAACGGCUCUAGGGCGCCCCCUGGCUGCAUUAUGCCUUAGUCGUAAGGCUUUGCGAUGUUUUUAGCCAAGCAAACAGGGUUGCAUUUACCUUGCCUGUUCCACUUUUAACAUAAUAAAAAAAUAUUAUUACAUUGCUUUAA
Carassius gibelio (silver crucian carp) is the source of this 2167-nucleotide messenger RNA. Its product is annotated as ragulator complex protein LAMTOR1. Gene Ontology annotation, molecular function: guanyl-nucleotide exchange factor activity; molecular adaptor activity. The record is from RefSeq and is a predicted model, not a curated record. Bases 147 to 626 code for a protein of 159 amino acids. Gene Ontology annotation, biological process: positive regulation of TOR signaling; regulation of receptor recycling; endosomal transport. Gene Ontology annotation, cellular component: Ragulator complex; lysosome; late endosome membrane. The transcript is spliced from 5 exons. NCBI's taxonomy places the organism in Eukaryota, Metazoa, Chordata, Actinopteri, Cypriniformes, Cyprinidae.